This is a messenger RNA of Paraphaeosphaeria sporulosa, 448 nucleotides long. RefSeq lists its product as uncharacterized. Lineage: Eukaryota; Fungi; Ascomycota; Dothideomycetes; Pleosporales; Didymosphaeriaceae. The record is from RefSeq and is a predicted model, not a curated record. The coding region runs from base 83 to 319 and encodes 78 amino acids. The transcript has a single exon.
GCGAUAUACGAACUACAUACGUCUGAACGGUACGCUCAAAUUUAAAAUAUGAUGGAUUUCAUCUGUAAUUCCAUAGAUAUCAAUGCCAAGACCAUUCUGGAGCAACUUGGUAUUGUCAGUGACGUUUAGUCUCGUUCGGAUGCCCUGGUCAUUGCCAAAGCAUUCAUGCAAACCUGUCGAUGGUGUUUCCAGUUUCAGCGCUCCAGGACUCUUGACCGUUCGCUGCCUGGCUAGAUACAGAUCAGGAGGCUCUUGGUGCGCUCAGAUCGCCGACGUAUCGGAUAUGAUCAGCUACGUCAUUCAUGCAGGGGUGGCGUGAACGGGCCGAUCACGUGGUAGCCUGCUCUUGCCUCUUCGGGGCGCAUCGGCACAAAUAUCCAGAGCGCGCAGACUAGAAUAGACUCAGCGAAAGCGACAACACACUUGCUCACCCAAGCCUUUAUCGACC